AAAGGUACCCGAUCUGCGCCGCUGCUUCCGCGCGGCCUAGAAGACUGCGACCUGGAGCCGUGCUAUCGUGGGCUCUCUGGGCCAUCGGGAGACUGUCGGCGAUGCUGAAGGCCAAGAUCCUUUUCGUGGGGCCCUGCGAGAGUGGUAAAACUGUCUUGGCCAACUUCCUGACAGAAUCUUCUGACAUCACAGAAUAUAACCCCACCCAAGGAGUGAGGAUCCUGGAAUUUGAGAAUCCACAUGUUACCAGCAACAACAAAGGCACAGGGUGUGAAUUUGAACUAUGGGAUUGCGGUGGCCAUCAAAAGUUCGAGUCUUGCUGGCCAGCCCUGAUGAAAGACUCCCACGGAGUGGUGAUCGUCUUCAACGCCGACCUCCCGAGUCACCUGAAGGAAAUAGAGAUGUGGUAUUCCUGCUUUGUCCAGCAGCAGUUCUUACAGGACACCCAGUGCCUAUUAGUUGCACAUCACAAACCGGGCUCAGGAAGUGAUAAAGGAAACCUGUCUUUGUCACCACCUUUGAAUAGGCUGAAGCUGGUGCACUCAAAUCUUGAAGAUGAUCCUGAAGAGAUUCGGAUGGAAUUCAUCAAGUAUUUAAAAAGCAUAAUCAACUCGAUAUCCGAGAGCAGAGACCGGGAGGAGAUGUCAAUUAUCACCUAACCACCUUUAUCUGAACUCAGCCUCUUUCCCGGAGCCGAUCUCAAACCUUACCCAGCUACUGAUGUUCUCUUCUCACCGUGAACCUGAGGAUCUCCUGCCAGAAGGUACCAGUAGGCAGGGAGUUGACUCACACCAUUUAUUCUCUGUCCUUUGUUCAAUAGACAAGAUUCUGUUGUUGAAUUCUGAUACCCUUGUUCCAGACCUCUCCCAAGUGCUGGAAAUUGAAGGUUUCUUCCCCCUUCAUACAUCUCAUUGUAAUAAUUGUGGAAUUAUAGCUGUCACAGUCCAGCGAUACAAAAGCAGCUUCAUCUGUGAUGAUUGGUUUGAGUGUUUUUCAUUCCUUAAUCCACUCAACAAAUACCAGCUUGCUGAGCAUCCACUGUGUGCAGCACUAUUCCAGCUUCUCACCCCAAACAGCAUGAACAAAACGGAAAAUCCCUUACCCUCACAGAGCCCCCAUUCUAUUCUUUCAAGUAAGGGUAACGUACAUCACACUGUACGUUGUGAUGCCAAGUUACAAUUGACCCUCAUACAUGGAUUCUAUCUGUACAUUCACAUAUUUGCUGAAAUUUGUAACCUCCAAAUCAUAAUCACAGAACUUCCAGUUAUACAGAGUGGCACAAAAUCUGAAUCAUGGCUACUCACGUCCCCAGCUGAGGCUGUCUUGUUCCAGCCAGAUACCAGAUACAUCCCCCAUUUUUGUGCUUUGUUUUAGUGUUUUUGUUGGGUCAAAACCUCCUUGGAAACUUCCCAGCUUCCUGGAUAUAAUCUGAAACCAGUCCCUAUCCAUUGAAAUCAGGGUGCAAAGGCCAGGGAGAAAUUGAAGAAAACUGCAGAACACUCUAGAAUGCUGGAUAGCAGUUUUAAUGAGCAAGGGAACUUUAUAUUUAUAAAGAUUGCCUUGGGUGACCAUGAGGCAGUAGUUUUUCAUAACCUCUCAACCCCUAACCCCACCACCAAAUCUCAAAACUUUUAUAUAAGCCUUAGUUCUGUCUAAAUAUAUAUAAUUCAAAAGGUCUCAACAAAACUAUCCAUCACAGCACAUUUUCCCAAGGCUGUAUCCCUGGGACAGUUUGUGGACACACAGAGAGCAAAUGAAACAGAUAUUCUAAGUAGGAAGAGUGAGAAUUCUCCACUUGCUGAGUCUAGCUCUGGUCAACAGAUCACAUUCUCCUGAUUGCCUUCCCAAAUGGCCCCCAGAUAAUAGUGCUCAAGGGUCAUCUAGUCACCCUACGAGCAAAAAGGCUAUGAUGUGCCAUAUGGAGAAAAUACAUGGGUGAGAUAAGCCUCAUUCCAGCGUGAGUUACGUACUGUUGGCUGUGAAUUCAAUGUCAGUGGAUCAACAACACAUAUUUAAAUAGGUGUCUUUAGACAGAAGUAUACAUAAAACAAGGUUAUGUAUUGAUGGUAGAUGACACUGUGAUUAGAGGCUCUGGGGAACUUAAGCCUUUAUUUUUUUUUUAAAGACAUUUAUUUAUGCAU
Molecule: messenger RNA, 2141 nt
Organism: Condylura cristata (star-nosed mole)
Lineage: Eukaryota; Metazoa; Chordata; Mammalia; Eulipotyphla; Talpidae
Gene: IFT22
Product: intraflagellar transport 22
Exons: 5
Coding region: 102-659 (185 amino acids)
Biological process (GO): intracellular protein transport
Cellular component (GO): endomembrane system
Molecular function (GO): GTPase activity
Source: RefSeq, a predicted model, not a curated record